AAAUAACGGCAGCAUUUUAGUAUGUAGAACAAGAUACAAGCUAGUCUCUGAUAUUGGAGGAAUAUCUGGAAUUGAAGAAGGAGUGUUACAGUGUUACAGUGUUACAGUUUUAUAGACUGAAAAGUGUAUCAGUAUGACAAUAGUGGUAUGGGAGUGGGAGAAUGAUGCUAACAUCUACCUUCCUUAUUCUAGUGAAGUAUCCUUUCAGUUAGAGGGAGCUCGUAUUGCUAAUAUUAAAGAGGUUUUGUUGGGAGGAAUAGAUCCUUAUCUGGAAACUUUUAAAGUAAACAUUCCUAACAUGACACAGAUAACAACUUAUAACGCACGUAGUAGAGUUGUAAGGAGAGUGGUGAUUAAUCCCUCACAUCCCUUCUCAAGAGGGACUAAAUGGGAGUGGAACUUCCACCACGAACACUGGUUUCCGUACGGAACUGAAGUAGCUAAGAAUAUCCAAGAAGCAUUUGAUGGGACUGCGGGUACUAAUAAAAGUAUUCAACUACCAACUUUACUUCCAGGCUAUGUUAUAGAUGUGGGAGCCAUGCUGCAGACUAACUCUACCACGGGGUUUCAACGCAAGAUCCGAAGUGUUAGUUGUACUCCCUACCGGUCUCAUACUUCUCGACCUGCUCUACCUCAACCGACACCGCAACCCGCUCAACCGACACGACGCAUUGUACCACAACCUUUACCACGACCUGUAGUACCACAACCUGCAGUACAACGAGGAGCUCAGCCUGCAGCACCACGAGGAGCUCAACCUGCAGCACCACGAGGAGCUCAACCUGCAGUACCACAACGAGGAGGUCCUGUACAACCGGCUAACAAACAUAGAGGACAUGCUCUACCACGCGGUGCUGCUGCCGGUCCUGGUGCUGGUGCUGGUGCCGGUGCUGGCGCUGGUGCUGCUGGUACUGGCGCUGUUGCCGGUCCUGGUCCUGGUGCUGGUGCUAGCUCCUCGUCUCAAGGUGCCCCCCUCCACAACGCUCUCCAGACAUUAAUAAGUAGUUCGUGUAUGCAAUACAGACAGUCAGGGACUACACCUGACGUAUGUUCGGUUUGUCAGAACAAUGUUACAGAUGCAUCAGACUACACCACGUCACCGCUAUUACUGGGGUUACGAUACGACAAGAUAACACUAAAGUGUAACCACCACCUUCACGCGCAGUGUCUUCACGCGCUCGUCUCCGCAAGUAGUGAAACUUCCUCAUUUAGGUGCCCCGAGUGUACACAAAGUUUUGGGAUUAGGACGGGGAAUCAGCCGGCUAGUGGUAAAAUGGCGGUUAAAGUAGACAACAGCAUGAGUUUAGCUGGCUACGAGCAGUUCGGGACCAUAAUUGUCACGUACAGUUUUACCUCGGGUGUUCAAGACGGAGUUUCUUACAACACACAAGGAUUCCCGCGCAUCGCAUACUUCCCGGACAAUGAUGAGGGUAAUGAUAUUGUGGAUCUGAUCAAAGUAGCCUUUAAAAGGAGACUGAUAUUUACUAUCGGGGAUUCAGUGACCUCGGGUGCUAAGAACUGUGUUGUAUGGAAUGAUAUCCACCACAAGACCAGUACACGACGGGGAGAUACGUACGGAUAUCCGGACCCUGGAUAUCUUGCCAGGGUCACAGCAGAGCUUAAGAGUAAGGGAGUCGAGUAAAUAGGGGGCUACUUAAAUAAUAUUUACUGUCUUUUUUAAUCAAUUGUUAAGACCGGAUAUUUUAUCAGAUUCAAAUUGAUUAUGCUUAGUAUUAUUCGAUUGUUUUUCGUCAUGUGUGAAUUUGAGAAACUUGCGUUUUAUUUUUAAUCCGUGUAAUCGUUUAGAUUUUUAACAUUAAAAUAUGUACAUAACAUUUUUUAUUGAAAUUGGCAAGAACUGAAUAACUGUUAAGAGUAUGCUGCCUGAAUCCUGGUUGUUCAGGAUUUAAGUUUUAAUUCAUCACUGAUAAUAAUAUUAACCAAUUCAAUAUGAAUAAGAUACUGUUUUGAUAUAGCUUUGUUGUUUCUUCUUUGUUUAAAAUUAUAUCAAAUUUA
Messenger RNA from Bolinopsis microptera, 2016 nucleotides. Its product is annotated as probable E3 ubiquitin-protein ligase DTX3. Gene Ontology annotation, molecular function: ubiquitin protein ligase activity; zinc ion binding. Bases 134 to 1642 code for a protein of 502 amino acids. NCBI's taxonomy places the organism in Eukaryota, Metazoa, Ctenophora, Tentaculata, Lobata, Bolinopsidae. Gene Ontology annotation, cellular component: nucleoplasm. The record is from RefSeq and is a predicted model, not a curated record. The transcript is spliced from 4 exons. Gene Ontology annotation, biological process: protein ubiquitination; Notch signaling pathway.